This is a messenger RNA of Drosophila erecta, 318 nucleotides long. Its product is annotated as accessory gland peptide Acp33A. Bases 23 to 166 code for a protein of 47 amino acids. Lineage: Eukaryota; Metazoa; Arthropoda; Insecta; Diptera; Drosophilidae. The record is from RefSeq and is a predicted model, not a curated record. The transcript has a single exon.
UUCGUGUUCGUCAGUCCGCAAAAUGCUUUCUUCCCAACGAGUUCCAUUUUUUUUCACCUUUAUCCUGAUCCUAGCUGGACUGGGUCGGUACACAAGUGGAAGUCGACUCCCAGAUUGCGUUAUUUAUCCAACAUGUAUUCUCACAAAGGAUCUGUGCUGCAGGUAGUGCAUCUAUAGAAAUCAAAGACGGAUGUGGAACAGAAACUGGAAAGCCAACUAUAUUUCAGCACUUGUCAAAAAUUGCACCCCGUUUUUAUAAAUACAAAGAUCCACAAAUAUGUGACCUUAACAUGGUAACAUUUCAUGUCUUUUCAUAAA